Messenger RNA from Symbiodinium natans, 915 nucleotides. The record is from the annotation of a GenBank genome assembly. NCBI's taxonomy places the organism in Eukaryota, Dinophyceae, Suessiales, Symbiodiniaceae.
AUGGAUCCAGGCCCUCCGAUGUACACCGUGACCUUGCUGACGCUUUCAGGCUCACCCAGCGCGGAGUUCGAGCUGCCGCCCGCCACCUCGGUCGGCGAGAUCUUGCAGAAGGCUCGCGCCACGGCGUCCGACAGUCGGACGCAGUUGAAGUUGCUUCUUCAGGGACGGGCACUGCAGGCGAAAGAGACCUUAUGUUCCCUCAGCUUGCCUCCGCCUCCCGCUGUGGUGGAGCUGCAGCUUAUCUGCCAGCCGAGGCUCAUCGAGCGCAUCGCUGCACAAACCUCCGACUACCAGAGGGUAUCUAUCGGGAUCUGUGGGCAGCGGCGGGCGGGAAAGACGUCUCUCUUGAACCAAUACAUCGAGCGAGCCUGCGUUGCAGAUGAGUUUGUGAGCGUCAUCUCCAUCGACUUUAAGGUUGCGAAUUUACGCGUCGAACGUGACGAAGCCUUCGUUCCUGUCAAGCUCCUUCUUUGGGACUUGCAUGGGCUUCAUCGUCCGCACACGCCGCCUGUGCACGCCAACAUGUUCCGGCACAUGGCGGCCAUACUCUUCGUUGCCGACCUGGAUACUCCAUGGUUCGGGGUUGUCUUGAACCAUUUUGACCUCCUUGAGUCGCUUGCACUGGACGAGAUUCAGAGACUACUGGACAUUUCCGCGCCCACGUCCGUCCUGGAGAGAGUGGUUGUGGGCAACAAGGCAGAUGCGUGUGCCCCCGGAAGCAGCGAAGCAGCACAGUCCUUCGCUGGGGAGCGUGCCCUGCCCUACUUCGAGACCUCUGCCAAGGACUAUGAGAGUGUAGAGUCGGCGAUGCACCAGAUUCUGCUUUCCGUGCUGGAUAAGCUGGAGCUGAAGUUGACGCCCUUGUCCAAGGGCCCUCCACCACCUCCCCCGCCCAAUCGCUGCACCUUGCUAUGA